AUGUGCAAGUCCCCGCUUCACGAUUUCCUCAUCGCUCUUCCAAAGGUCGAGCAGCACCUCCAUAUCGAGGGCACCCUAGAGCCGGAGCUCCUCUUCUCGCUCGCUGAAAAGAAUAGUAUUUCUCUUCCCGAUGAUCCUGUCUAUGCUUCCCCUGAGAAGCUGCGCGAGCGAUAUGGACGCUUCACCUGCCUCGAUGACUUUCUGCACUACUACUACCUGGGAAUGAGUGUGCUCAUCUCGGAGCAGGAUUUUGAGAGUCUUGCAUGGGCCUACUUUUGCAAAGCUGCAGAGGAAAAGGUCCGUCAUGCCGAAAUCUUUUUCGACCCUCAAGCGCAUACUGCUCGUGGAGUCAGCUACGAUACUGUCGUCGCAGGCCUCACAGCGGCCAAGCGCCGUGCUGAGAAGGAGCUGGACAUCACCGUUGAGCUAAUUGUCUGCAUCCUUCGUCAUCUCCCAGUUCCCGAGUCUCACGCUCUUGUCGAUACUCUUCUUGAGCGUGGGCACUUCACGGAUGGCACUCUGGCGGGCUUUGGCAUGGUCUCGAGCGAAAAGGACAACCCGCCCGAGCUCUUCACCGAUGUCUUUGCUCGUGUCGCCAAAACGGGUACGCACCUCACUACGCACGCCGGCGAGGAGGCACCCCCUUCGUUCAUCACGGCUUCUCUGGAGCACCUGGGCGUCUCGCGUAUCGACCACGGCCUUGCUGCUGCUCAGGAUCCAGAGCUUCUGGCAUCCCUCGCUGCGAACCGGACCCUUCUGACCUUUUGCCCAUGGUCCAACGUUGCCCUCUGCAACUUGCCUAGCCUCGCUGAUGCCCCUGUGCGCGCAUUCCUUGAUGCUGGUGUUCGCUUCAGUGUCAACAGCGACGACCCGGCCUACUUCGGCGCCUACAUUCAGGAGGUCUACUGUCGUGUGCAGGACACUUUUAACCUGUCUAUCGACGAGUGGGCGUGGAUUGUUCGUGGUGGCGUGGAGGAAGCCUGGUGUGUCGAUGAGCGCAAGGCAGUGAUUUUGAAGGAGAUUGAGCAGGUCGUCACCAAGUUUAAGGGGGAGAAGGCCGUGGAAGCAUAA
Molecule: messenger RNA, 1071 nt
Organism: Fusarium keratoplasticum
Lineage: Eukaryota; Fungi; Ascomycota; Sordariomycetes; Hypocreales; Nectriaceae
Product: Adenine deaminase
Exons: 1
Coding region: 1-1071 (356 amino acids)
Biological process (GO): adenine catabolic process; hypoxanthine salvage; purine ribonucleoside monophosphate biosynthetic process
Cellular component (GO): nucleus; cytosol
Molecular function (GO): adenine deaminase activity
Source: RefSeq, a predicted model, not a curated record